AUGGCUUCACUACCUCGCAAGGUUCGUCCCAAUUCCAAACCCAAAGCAUCUGCUGGGAAUUCAGGUAAUUCUUUAACUGCUCCGAAUUCUUCAUUAGUAGUUGGAAAUGAUGAUUUGUUGAUACAUAUCCUAGUGCGCUUACCAGUUAAAAACCUAGUUAGAUCCAAAUUGCUGUCAAAGAAAUGGUUCUCUGUCAUCUCUGAUCCAAAUUUAGUCCGUACUUAUUCAGCUCAUAAUCGUGUUACAAUCUCUGGGUUAUAUUUGAACCAAUGGACUUAUGCGGCUGAACCACCAUUAUAUGCGUUUAUUCCUCUUGAUAAACAAGAUGUCAGUGAACCUAUCAAGAAGAGAAAUGCUAAUAUGCCUAUCAGAAAUGCAAUGGACACUAGAGAUGUCCCACCCAAAACCCUGAAUUUUUUGAAUAAUCGUGGUGAUGUGUGUAUGAAGAUUGUACAGUCUUGCAAUGGUUUGCUCUGCUGCAGUUAUUCUGAAUUGCGUGAAAACGAGUCUGGUUGGAUUGGUUCUAGAAGCACCGAAACCAAGUCUUAUUACAUUUACAAUCCAACCACAAAGAGUUACAAAGUCGUUCCUGAAUCUCCGUUCAGGAAAGAUGGUUGUCGUACAGUUCGGAGUAUGAAUUUGGCUUUUGAUCCAAUAAAAUCACCUGAUUAUGAAGUUAUUUGUUUCUCCAAAAACGACGAAAAGAAUGCACAGAUUGAGAUAUACUCUCCCAAAACAUCUUCAUGGAAGCUUUGUGAAGCUGUCUUUGAGGGCCAAAUUUCUGAAUCUGAAUUUACAAGUAUUGUGACGGACAACACUGGUGUUUUCUGGAAUGGUUCACUGCAUUGGAUUUCAGAAGGGUGUACUUCAGCUCAUUUAGAUAUUGAUCGAGGAUUAGUAAGGGAAAUGCCUAUGCUGCCUGAUUGUAAUGAUGGUAGUGACAGCGAUGACAAUGAAGAAGAGGAAGACGGAGACACUGAUGAAGAUGAGGAUACUGACACUGACGAGGAUGAGGAUACUAAUAAAUGGAAAUGGGAUAGUACAUCAGUAUUAUAUUUUGGAGAAAAUGGAGGACAUUUGUAUCUUGUCCGAAUUUUUUAUCCUCAUUGGAGAAUUAGAUUUGAAAUCUUGGAGUUGAAGUCUGACUACACAGGAUGGACAGUUAAGUAUCGUGGGAGUUUUAGAAAAAUGACUCACCGGUACCCAGAGCUACUUCAACAGAAGAAUUGGAUCGAACAUGAUUUUUUCGGUGUGGAGUUUUCGAUAUUGCUUGUUGAGGAAAAAGAAAAAUCCUUAAAGAUGGUGAUAAGGAUAGUAGAUCGGGUUGUAUCUUAUGAUCUUAACAACAAAAGUUUCAAGGUAGUUCAUGAGUUGCCAUUGGGUUAUAGGCCAGAAAUGUAUUCGACUGCAUGGUUUGAAGCUUAUCCAGUCAUUGAGUCAUUCGUUAGUGUUUGA
Messenger RNA from Papaver somniferum (opium poppy), 1455 nucleotides. RefSeq names its product F-box protein At5g07610-like. The transcript has a single exon. Bases 1 to 1455 code for a protein of 484 amino acids. The record is from RefSeq and is a predicted model, not a curated record. Gene Ontology annotation, molecular function: protein binding. NCBI's taxonomy places the organism in Eukaryota, Viridiplantae, Streptophyta, Magnoliopsida, Ranunculales, Papaveraceae.